Molecule: messenger RNA, 10353 nt
Organism: Solea senegalensis (Senegalese sole)
Lineage: Eukaryota; Metazoa; Chordata; Actinopteri; Pleuronectiformes; Soleidae
Gene: tasor2
Product: transcription activation suppressor family member 2
Exons: 22
Coding region: 370-9039 (2889 amino acids)
Biological process (GO): negative regulation of gene expression, epigenetic
Cellular component (GO): nucleoplasm
Source: RefSeq, a predicted model, not a curated record
CUUCACCCGAUAGGUUUCUGUUUCUUUUUCGAAAAGGACGGUCCAUGGCCGAUAAUACGUACGUGGAGACACGCUGGAAACCAAAGCGUUUUAACGUUUAAAUAGGUCUACUGUGUGUGAUGAAGUAAUUUGUAUUUGUAGUCAUUUGUAGUAUUUGUCCCCACGUGUUUUGUUUUAGACCGUCUACUUUGUGACUUCCUGGUUUUCCUUGUCUGACGAAUCUGCGUUUAAACGCUGAAAUGACUUUGGAAGGUUCGUUGGAUACGAGACACACUAAACUUCAUGAUGUCAUUUUAAUGUUCAAAACCAGAGCAAAGUGUUUUUCGCAAAGGACAAUGGAAGAGCAGCAGAUUUCGUAAGAGUUCAGCGAUGGAAAGUGGAAAUGUCGCUGCUUCGCUCAAAGGUGUUUUAUUACCUGUGCGGGACACUUCUGACAUCUUUGAGAACUCUAUUUUGGCUCCUAUUCAAAGUGCGUACUUGUACGAAGAGUCUCGACAGUCUUUCAGAUACAAGUCCGCUGUCUUGAUUGAGAAUGCUGUACUCGAAGAAAAGUAUAAUGCCUUCCGAGCAAAGAGGAGACAAGAAGGAUAUUCAGAAGAGGAUUUGAAGGAGUCCUAUGGAUUUUUGCUGUUUGAUGAUGUCAACAAGGCUCAUGCACUUGGAAGAAAUGGUGUUCUCACAGGAAACAGCACUUGCACAACUCUGGGAGAUCCCAUGAAGGGUAUUUACAUAUCAAUGUACUCUGACUGUUUGGAUCUGAAUCGCUGGUGUAAUGGGAAAUCUGGAUACAUUGUCAUCUUCAGGCUGACAAAGGGGAGAGUCAAAAGGGUUUUUGAAAACUACACACAGAAUCUCACACCACCUACUUUGGGAUUUGACUGCCACGUGUCCGAAGAGUUACCCUCAGUAUCAGCCAAAACCAGCUCUUUUCUUGCUUUUGAGAGAACUCAGUAUUACAUGUAUGAGCUGUUGGAUGACUGUAGCUGUGAAACGGCGAAAUCUCCCAGUGCUGCCUGUCCUUUUGCCAUUGUGUCGUUUUCAUACACGGACACCAAAACAACGCUUCAUGCACCACAUGAGAUAAGAGAGGAGAAAAAACUGGAUUUUCAUUAUUUGGCCUGGAUGGGUCAACUUCAAAUCGGUACCCAGUUCAUUGAUGUUGGGCUUAGGUCUGCAGCAGUUGCCUUGAUUCCUAUAAAACUUCCACCAGUUGUCAAAAUUGACAGAGUCAUAUACAUGUUAGAGUUGUUGCAGCUGUUGCCGAGGGCUGCUUUUGAAACCUGCUUGUCUGGUGAAGUCUUUCUGGAUGGCUUUUACUUAAGUCUGUGUGAGCUGGUUCCUUCUGAGACCGAAGAAAACAAAUCAUUCUCUCUGCUUUUGCAGGAAAUCAAGGAGAAAAAUCUUGCUCUCCCUGUUCCACUGAAUGAUGGUGGUUUUCUCAUUUUGUUGCACUCCUCCCAUUUCCUCAUGUACAAUGGGUCUGGGUCCAAGGCAACUGAGGUCAUGCAAGCUAUGUUUGUUUUUCCAGACUCCCGAUAUAUACACAGAGGCAGAAUAUCUGGACAGAGAAAGGGAACAGUGUCAUCUGAAAUCCUUCAAGUUCUGCCAGCACUAAAUUAUGCAGAGGGGGAAGUUGAAAAAACGCUGAGCUGUGAUUCAACUGAAGAGCUGUCUGGGGUUUUGGUAAAGCAUAUGCAGAGUUAUGCUGCGCUGAUUAAUCCUGGGUUGGAAUUAAGUCCCUCAAGGGAAGUUGGCGUCUUUCCAGAACAAUAUGACAUUCUGCCUGCCCACAAACACCUUUACUCAUCACCUGAGUGGACUAACAAGGCAUGGCACAGCUUGAGGUCAUACGUAAGCAAACCGGCCUCAUUUCAACUGUCAUUGUCAAAGGCUUCAGACAUCCUGGCAGUUCAACAAGACCAGCAAAGAUAUGACCUUGAUGAUGAUGUUUACAUCUGUCCAUCAUCACCUGAAGAGGCACAACCCACUUUAGUUUGUAUAGGGUCAGAAGACCAGGUGACGGAACAAAGAACUUCCGCAAAUGUUGAGACAUCUACAGACCGCUUAUGCUGGUCAGAAGAUCAGUUGACAGGGCAGAGAACUGUAAAUGUUGAGACAUCUAUGGACAAUUGUACAACAAGUAUUGAAACACAUGUUGACUUAACAGCUGGGCCUCAAAAUGAUACAUCGGAUGAUUUUCAACCACAAGAUGCAACCGGUGACUCUGAAAACUGGACUGUACUGAUCAAAACUGAUGGUAUAGCAGCAAAAGAUCCCUUGACUCCUGCGACAUCAGAUGAUCUUCCAGCAGAGUUAAUUGUCAGCAUCACUUCAGCUGAGCGAAGUGUUACUGAUGAGAGUUUAAGUUUGAUCAAUACCAUGUCAACAAUGAAGCAUGAGGACUUUCAGAUUUCAGGUAUUUCUGAAGCCAAAUUGCAAACUGCAGAAUUGAUCCAUCUGCAUGAUGAGAAUGUGGACAUCAAAAGCAAAGAUUCCCCUCAGGCCACUCACUUCAUUAAUGCAAAACCAAGGAAACUACGAAGGGGACAUUCCAUAGUUCUAAAAAGGGCACCUAAAGCUUGUUCGGAGACUCUCACUUUACAGACCAUCAAAAAAGCAGGUAGCAUCUCCAUGAGACAGAAAGAAGACCAGGCCAGGGAACUAAGCAGUCCUUCAAGUACUCAUUGGAAAAAAUUAAGAAGGCAAAGAUGGAAAUUUGGAAAACUGUCGUCUAAAAAUAAGAUUGUGAGAUGUUCUUCUGUUGGUUUGAGAGUGGCAGAGAAGAGAAAGUCAUCAAACAUUGGUCAAGGCUCACUUUUAAUGGAACAUGAAAUGUGUCCUCCCAGAAAGAAAAUUGAGCAUUGGGACUUAAAGCCAGUUGUCAGUGAAUGUGGAAGAAUCUUGGUCCCACAUGGCUCUCUAGUUACUGUUCAGAGACAAUCUUUAAAGGAUCAGCUUCGAUUUAAAAAUGAUGACCCAGAAAAAAAAUUGGUUGAUCCCUCAGUGAAUGCACGUAACAAAGUCGAAAUGGAGCAAGUCUCUUGCUCUGAAACAGCAGUGGAGGACACUGAGACCACAACAUCCAAGAGUGAAGCAAGUCAAACUGAAAAUCUGGCCAGUUUUUUAAACAAGGAACAUAUCCCGGUAACGCAUGGUGCAUUGCCUUUGAAUCCAAAACAUGGUCAGCAUUCCUCAAAGGCCGAUGUCAUAGACCGGCCUCCGUCAGAAGAACCCACAAAAAAGAACACUGAUUCCACCUCACCGCGAAAAUUUGCAUUAAAAGGCAAAUUACUGUUGAAUAAACUGUUGAAAUCAGUUCUCCUAAGGGGAAAGAGAAAAACAUGUAUGACAGACGGAUCUAAAGAUUCUGCAGAUAACACUGAGCCUUGUCUCAAGAAAGGCAAAGGUGACUCUGAUGCUGGGGUAGUGAAGAUAAAUGAUGAGGCUUUGAGUGGCCAGGACAAUGUGGUUGUCAAGGGAGUUUCAGAAAUGCUAUCGGUUGACCCUCUUUUUGCAUAUGCCCUUGGACUGACCCCUAUAGAGAAGCCAGAGGUACAGAAAAGUGAGGGUCAAGAUUGUCAACAAAGGAGAGUCUCAUCAGAGACACAAGAACAAACGAUUGUAAGCACACAACAACCUCAAAUUAUACCAUCGGCUCUCUUAAAACAACGUAGGACGAAAACGCUCAAAAAACGUCAAAGCGUCUCUGAAGAAUGUGUUAAAAAGACAUGGUGGUUGCAUUUUCAAACACCAGCUUGCUUAGACGCUGAAAAACCCAAGUACAAAGAACAUGCUAAAGAUAUUUCAGUCAUGAAGACUGUAAAGGAAAAUAUGAACAGUACUUGCUCAUCUGCAGAUGCUUUGAACUUACUUGCUGACUUGGCACUCAGUGCCAGUAAUGACCUGUUUCCACCACAAGCAACAUUUGGGAGAAAACCUGAGACAAAUAAGAAGAGGUGUGAACUUACAAAAGAUGUUGCCAGUGCAGAACAGGAGUCAGUUCUUCAUGCUCUUCUAAGGCAACCUGCUGCUAGACCCAUUCAGCCUCUUGAGUGUUCUUCAAGCCAUCUCAUGGGAGACAAAGAAAUGGUUGACAUAAUAUCCAAAGAACAUAAUUACUCAUUGCCCCUGUCUUCCCCUCUGGUGUUGGGUUUGUCAGGUACACCUUUCCAGGUACCCCCUUUAAGUGGUUCUACCAGGCUGCUGCACCAUUACCAACAGUUGUAUAGUAAUCGAACUGAAAAAGUACCCCCUUCUGUCUGUCAGGAAGAUGGGGGUGAAAGCACCCAUUGGACACAAGAAUCAAUGAAAAAACACUUGGAAUGCAAGAAGAAGUUUAGCCACUCUCGCAGUUUUGUCAACAAGUACAAAUCUGUUGAAGUCACAAGGCAAUGGAAAGGAAAAUAUGACUUUCAUGGCGACAGCAAGUUAGCAAGUGAUCCCAAGAGUAAAGGUGUCAUGCGAGCCUUGCAUGGGCCAUGGGACUUCACCAUUCAAGACACCACUGAAGACAUACGGCUCAUUGUCAACAUGUGGAUAGGUCUGUUUUACAGCCGGUCAACACCCAGAUUAUUUCACAUUGACUCGAACUUCACUAUCCCGUGUCCAGAAGAGAGUGAGUCUUUGGAAAUGUCCACUCAAACGGUACCAACACCAGUAAUGACUGAGCUUAAGCCGAAAGCCUUGUCAAGCAUAGCCAACGCUCAGGAUAACUCGGUUUCAAAUGCAGCCUACCUCAGCAAAAAAGAUAAUGUUGUCUUGGAUGAAGGAUCCAUGGUUUUGGAUUUGUCACUAAGGAACUCCAAUGCAGAGUCUGUCACUUCAGAUCCACGUAUCAACCAAGAAAAGGCCUCUGUGUCUGUUGAACAAAAAGAAGCAAGUGAAAAAUUGAGCACACUCAAGCCCUCCCUGGGACUACAGGAAGCAAGCACUCUACAGUGUUGCACAAGGGCAGACUCUACAGAGAUAACUGAUGAUCACAGAAGUCACUGUGAAGAUGACAAAACUUGUAUUCCUUCACAAAAAACUGGCUGCUGGGAGGACAUUGGUAUGCCAUCCUUAAAAGGAUUGUUCAUUCUGCCACAAGAAAAGAUGAAAAGUGUGUCCAAUUUGACAGAAAAUGACCCAGCUGCUUCAGGAAUUGGCCAUAUGCUACAUGGAUUUAGCAAAGGGGAGACGUGUAUGAAAGGUGAUGCCAAUAUUCCCCAAACUACAGCGAUGACAUACAUCCAACAUACAUUGGAUUCAUCCAAACACGGUAAAGAAAAAGAGUCAACAAUGGGAGGCAAAGAAAUAGAUCAUACAGAUGAGAAUAAUGAAAGUCAAACCAAAGAUGGGAUAAAUUGUCCAGAGAAAGAGAAUCCAUUCCAGGAAGCCAAAAAUGAACCAUCUCCAAAAAUGGAGAUUUGUACAGGUGAAGGUGCUGCUAACAAAGACUCUUCCUGCAUUGAUGGAAAUAGUUUUGAAAAGGAAAAGUUUUCAAGGGAGGAACAUAAAGCUACACCUACCCAGUCUGAAAAUAAUGUGGAAUUUUGGUCAGUCCAUGAAGGUAAACUGAUUAUAGAUGAAGAUGCAUUUGGAAGACAUGAGAUUGAUGCAAAAGACAUUUGCAUUCCAGCAAUGGAAACUGGCAAUGAGAAGUAUGAUCAGCCAUUACCUAUGUUGCAUGACAGCCCAGAUUCUGUUGAGAAGGAUGGUCCAACAGAUUGUAGCCUCCAAACACUAAUUCAUGAACAAGCACCUCAAACUGAAUAUUCCUGCCAUGAUUUAAACUUGGGAAAGAGUGCAUUGACAGAUAAACAUGUCAUUUCAGAAAAAGCCCCUCAUAUUCCAUGUGGAACAGAAUCCGUUAACAAGGACGCUGCAGUUGAGGAAACCCCUGAAAUCGAUCAUUGUUUGAAUGAGGGGGAACAUUAUCAGGAGGUAGCAAUACCAGUUGCUGAAGAGAGCUAUAGUUCUUUGGAUGGGUCCUGUGUAACUGAGUCAUUUCUCCUGAAAAAGGACUGCUUGGAAAUGGGAAGCAAAAACACGGUAGUGCAAGUCAAUCCUUUUAUCAGUAGUGACGACCAUGAAGUUGAGGAAACAAAAUCAGUUGUGAUACAGGGAAUGGAUGACAACACAGCUCGAGAAAAAUCAUUUCACCACCACUCUCCUCCACCACAAUAUGAGGUUAUAAAGAAGUCUGAAGAGGGAUUAACCAAAAAAACAAAUGUGGAAAUGGACAAAACAAAUGAGCACAUGGGAAUAAGUUCAAGCGUGGUUGUAUUUCCGUUUAGUGGUACUAAUGUGGAAGACACCACACACCCACAAGACAAAACUGAAGAUGUUCAAUGCCAGAAAGGAAUACCUUUUAUUAGUGAUGCUGUCAACCCUAACUUGCUGACUGAGGUAGGAAAAACACCUGACCUUUAUAGUAGGGGGAAAAAAUUGUAUUCUGAUAGAAUAUUCCCUUUAAAUGUUACUGAAACCAUCCAACAAAUAGUCUUUGGAAGUGAGUCUGAUGAAAGGUGCCCUACCCCAACUUUGGAUGAGAAGCCAUUAGAGUCCAUACCUAGAUCGGAUAGCAGUAUUGCAAAAAUCAGUGAAAACACUUCUCCAAGACAGCUCGACAUGGGCUCAAAACCUACAGAAGAUAAGAUGCUAGCUAAGCAAAAGCUUUGUCAAAAGUCCAGAUUUGAUUGUGAUCCCAGUCCUCAUUACAGUCAAGAGCCUGAUCUCGAGUUAAGAACCCUACGAGUUCUUCAAAGUGUAGACAAGUUCCUCUCCACAUCAAACCACGUCAACAACGCAUCCCAGGUUGAAACGGCUGUUAAUAAAAACGGUCUUGAUCAAAACCCUAACCUUAAACCUAUACCCGCUGGUUUAGAUCCAAGCCACAUUUCAAGGAACUUAAAGAACAAGAAGAUUUUGCAUUUACAACCAGUUGUGGUGUCAGCCUCUAAUUCACCUCUCAAAACUAAGUUAGUGGAAGUACUUGGUGUACAGUUGCAGUUAGACAAAAUGGACAUGUCUCUUCAAGACAGUUUUGAGAGAGCAGAUAAAUUACAGGGCUCCUCUACAGGGCAAGGUAUUUCUCCUAUCUGUAGAUCCCCUACUGAGGGUUUUCAAGCCAAGAAAGCAAAUGUCCCAGACAGGUAUAAAACGUCACAGUCCGGGUUAAAUCAUGAAUCUUUUUCACACAGUCGACGUCCCAUUGUGGCUGUCAAACCCUCUAUGAGUGAUGAAAGUCAAGCAGAUCGCAUCACCAAAGAUGGACACACUGAAUACCCUGCAGUGACCUACACUAUACCCAUCACCUUGCCAUUGGAAGGGUCAGAAAAUUUAAUGGGAAAUUCCAAACCGAAUGAUAAGCAAGAAUCAAAUAAGUCGUUCUCCAGAAGUAGUCACCUGUCAAAUAUCAACAGCAUUAAAGCCAACUUGGUUUUGCAAAAAAGCCCGCUUUUAGAUCAUUCUUAUCAGUACAAAGAACGGAACAAGACUUCAUCUCUAUCAGUGCAAUCACUGAAAUCAGCAAAAAAACGUAAAAGUAAGAACAACUCUGAGAUGAAACUCGAAGACUGCUCCAAAGCUUCAACGUCGAUUGUGGCUGCCAAUGACAAUAGUGCUAUAGAGGACAGUCUCAUCAAGGAACCUCAAACUUCCCUCACAUGUACAGUGUUUAACACCGACCAGAAGAGUUCGUAUUCUUUUCUGGAGCAGGUUUCCAAGAGAUGCCUACAAGAUGACCUCACACAAGCAUCAAUUGAACAGGAGCAUCUCAUCUUAUCAGAAAAAAUGAAGCAACUUUUGAAAAGGAAGAAGAGGACAACCACGGGCCAACAGGACACACAUGGCCAUUUGAAUUUGUCUCAUUCUAGUCCUGUGACAGUGUGCUUUUCUGGUCUAGAAGAUCAGGAGGAUUUGCUGGAUCUCAUAGAUGCAACGUCAAUUGCUGGACAAAAAAUCAAGGUAGACAUGUCCAACAAAACAGACAUGGCUGACUCCACAAAAGAAAAAGAAUUACCAGAGAUAGACAAGUUAAAAGAACAAGGUGGACUUUCUGCGGUGACUGCAAAAUGUGUGAGGUCAUAUGAAGCAAUGAUGGAUGAAGUUUGUUCUGCCAAGAAGGCCCAAUCUACACCCAAGCACUUCCAAAACAACAGAAAUAACAAAAAUGUGGAACCAAGUCAUCAUUUUGACAUCUGUGAUCAAAUGAAACGAAGGAUGGAUGAAAGCUUUCGAAGCAAUCUCAAUUCAGUUGUGAAGAAAUCCUGGAAAACAAAGUACAGAUUUUACAUACUGGAGACAUCUGACGACGACCUCUUUAAAGAAACAAAGGCACAGAUGGAGUCUGAGGGUCAUUCUGCUAUUCAGCCCACUGAGUUCUUCCAUGGUGAGAAUAGUUCUUCGUCCCUACUCAUCAUCCUCAGGAAUGAAGAUAUUGCAGAGUACAUCUCCAAGGUCCCACAUUUGCUCGAGUUGAAGAAGACACCAGGUGUGCAGUUUGCUGGAAUUGAUGAACCAGAUGACGUUGUGAAUCUCACCCACCAGGAGCUCUUCACGCAGGGUGGUUUUAUCAUGUUUGACAGAGCAGCUUUGGGGGACAUCAGUCUUUGCAACAUGAAAAAAUGCUCAGAAAUCUUGCAUGAGCUAAGCAAAACGGGGAAGUGGAAAUGGAUGGUACAUUACAGAGACAGUCGACAGCUGAAAGAAAAUGCCAGGCUGAGUGCAGAGGCAAAAGAGAAGCAAUUCUUUUUAAACUCUUGCCGAGACGCUGGGAUACUGGAGGUGUUGCCUUACCACGAGUGUGACACCAUGUCAAGACAUCAGCCCGACUACCUCACAUGUUUGGUUCGCUUGCAGGUCCAUAACAUAUCAGCCCGCUACCCUGUUUUUAUAACAGAUGCGACUACAGAUGGUACAUUUGGGAGAAAUGGAAUUUUCACUCUGACGGUGAACUCUUUCCUGACAAAUUCCUCAAGUGAAAUAUUUUUAUUCUCACCUGAAAAAAAUCCAAUGGAUGAUUCAGCGCACAACCAUUACAAGACUCACUGGAUGUGAGGACAAAACUGUCCAGAUAUUAAAUACACACCAGUGUGACUUAUGACUUUAUGCCUAACGAUGUAGGCAGCAAUAAUUAAUGUUUUAACAUUUUCUUUAUUUGUAAACGCGGUUAUCAUUCAGUUUAUGAUGCCAAUGCAUUUGCAGCUUUGUUGUGCAUAGCAUAUUUAUUUUGUAUGAAAUCCAUUCAUUUGUUUUGUAAUGUUUAAAUAUUUGUAAAUCUGUCAAGGAGCUUAUAAUCUGACUUUAUACAAGUGCAACACAAUUGUUUAUAGUGUUUGUUUGAUAGUAAUGUUUUCAUUGUGCUAUUUUGUAAACUUUGCAAUGCUUUGUCCGGUCCGUACAACAAAGUGAAGUUUGCCAGUUCUUAAUGAUGUUACAUUUUUACAGUCGCUAGUGUAUAUACUGUGAAGGUUAUUGUCCAUGAUUUUUAACUCAUGGCAAGCAAGACAAACACAACUAAAUUAUGAAUAUUUUGAAUUGUGUUAAAAAUCUAUGAGCAUACAUUUUGGUAGAGCACAAAUAAGAGUUCAGAGAAUAAAAUGUUUCAUUUCACUUCGAAGAAAAUGAUGAGCAUCUCACAAUCUUUUUGUGGUGCCAUAAAAUGAUGCUGCUACUACUUUAUCGCCUCAGUUGUUCUAUGAGGGACUAAAUGUAACUGCGAUUAUUAGCUCUUGUAUGACUUAUGGCUAAAAUUUCUUGAUCUUUAUCUAGUUUGGGAACCACAAGUUAAGUAACAGGUUUUAAGGACAUGGACACAGACAUGAGUGGCUGCAUUAGCCCAUUCAUGCAACUGUUUACACACGGGUGUCACCAAAGAAGAAUAAUUACAAGCUUGUGCUGAAUAAAUGACAAUAGACUACAAUGGAAAACUAUUUGUGCCUAAAUUUCACCAGAAGAGGGCGUCACUGGGAGUAAAUAAAGUGUCUUUCACAACAGUGACUGCAGGCAUUGUAUUUAUCAUUUUACAGCAAAAGCAGCAUUCCAAUUGGUUUGAUCAGUUCAAAUAUCUAUGCAAAUUAAUAUGUUAAUCAAGUCUAAUCAAGAAAUGAUUGAUUGUCAUUUGACACAGUGAGCAGUUGUUGAAGUAAACGAUAAAAUAAAGUGUUAACAGCCUGACAGAUGCUGCAGGCAAUUGUUCAACCCCAGGAUUACUGUCUGCAUAAUUUGAUUUGAUAGAAGAUAAAUAUUUUUUUUUAACAGAACCUCUAACUGGUGGCGUCUCAGAGAAACUGCUUUGUCUCCCCCACAAAGGCUGUACUCCUCUAUAUACCUCAAUCCUGUUAAAAUUCAAUAAAAAUCAUUUUAAAACAA